AUGGCGGCUGCCGUUUUAUUAUUACUAAUUGCCGCCAUCAUCUUCCCAUCAUGUAUCCAUGCAGAGCCAGCAGCACCUGAUGUGAGCAGCAAUAGCAGUAGCAGAGCAUCCUUGCCUGUAUGGGCCAUUGCCAUCAUUGUGGUCUUUUUUGUGGCUGUUUCAGCAGUGUUAGGCACCUUCUUUUUUAAAAGAAGGCUUCGAUUGGGGAGAACAUCAUCAUCCACAGCACAAGAAAAAAUGUCAUCGACACCUCCUCAUCCUUCACCACCGCGUGAUGAAAGUACUCUUGCUUCACACAUUGAUAUCGAGAAACCUUCAUCGUCAUACAAGGAGAUUUGUAUAUCAUUGCCCUAUCCACCCCAGUCGACAUUUCUCUUUUCAGAUAAGCUUGAGCUGGGGUCGAACGAUGAUGCUGCCGCUUUGUACCAGAAAUACAUGAAUAGCAGCGAUGCUGGUGUGACACCAAAUCCUGGCAACGGUAAACGUGCAUCCGUUGCUGCCACGCUCAAAAACACCUUACGUCAAUCAUUGCGUCUUCAAAAGAGCAACAAGACUCCUUUGAGUCAUGUUGCUUUUGAUCCACCACCUUCCGCAACAGGAAAGCAAUCAUCUAGUGAACAUCAACAACCAAACAACAACGCACGUCGUUUGUCCACGCGACGCUCUCUUUCCAUCAAGAAAAAAUCGACCACAACACUUUCUCCAGACUCGAAACUCGAAUGCUCCAACAUCUCUUGUUCAUCGCCCGUCUUUAGUGAGAAUGACCAGUCUACGCUACAAUCCAAGAGUCGAUCUAUGGAUAGUGACCAUGUCGUCGCCGUAGCUGAAAGUCGACCCAUUGUGCCUAGAAUAUCCGAUCAGUAUGAGCGACCCACCGCGUUACCAGCAUCUCCUCCUCUUCCUCCUUCUCCUUGUCAUUACUCAACCCCUGCAUCGCCGCAUUCGUCAACAACGCCAUCGACAGCCUUGGGAGAUGCUGAAAAGGAGGGAGCCACUGCUGAACUAACAGCUCACCAAGUGAUUCAGUAUGCGUCAGUACGUACCAAGCAUCGAGCUGAUCAACGCAAGAGUGCUUUGGAUUGUUUUGCGUCAUCAUCAUCACAACCACCACCCUUGCAGCAGGAAAAUCCAUUCGCUUCUAUCCAUGAUAAUAAUCGUCCUCAUGAUACCAUUUCUCGACGACAACGUGAAAACAAAAAGAGCAUGGAUGGCCUAUUUGGAUCGGAUAUGCAUCGGGAUAUGAGUGAGCCACCACCGCAUUCUCAGCCACAGUCAACAGCAGCAGCCACUACAAUGAGAGAACGUGAUACAACAACCACCACUGCUACUAUGCCCAUUGAUCCAUCACUUGAUGCUAAAUGUGAAUUACCCGAUGAUGAUGAUAUUCAACCCAACCAUAAUGCAACGACAACAGACUUGCCAGAUAUUCCACAAUGUCGAGUAUCGGCUGAAUUGAGUGCCAUGAACAUAUUCACAGAGAGCUAUUCAUCCGAUUCGAGUCAAGAAGAGGAGGAGGAGGAUCCUAUGCCAACCCAUUACAAAGACGACAAGAAGCAACCACUGGAUGACACAAAACAAUCAUCAGCCGCCAACAAUCCCACGACCACCACCGAUAAGGGGACGACAACGCCUCCAGUAAGAGAGAGUUUGCCACGCAAUGGCAGUGUGCAGGACAUUAUUCAUUGGUGGCAGAAAGAAUCUUCUCUUCGAAGCAGCAAUAGUGAGCAAUCAAUCAGCUCUACCACGCAAAAACAACAAGCGCCAUCCUCUUCUCUAUCACAAUCAACCAACAACAAUGACACAGCCACUACCACUGCUGGUGCUAAGCCAACACCUUCAGCUUCAGAGCCAUCAUCUACCAUACGUUCCAAUCGAAACAGCAUUCUUGGCACACCACGGCCCACACCACCCGCCUCCAUGCGUAUUGGAAAUCAUGCUGCGACAGGAACAACCUCACCACGUGCCAGCUUGGGUAGUUUAUCGCGUACAUCAGCCGCUGAGCGAAUGAAGAUUCUUGCCAAUAGCAGUAUUAGCAGCAAUACAAGCCAUGUGGAUUCACUACGUAAAAAGUUGCAAACUACAGCAUGGCCGACAACAACAACAUCAGCAUCUGGCAACAGCCCUACGCAUAGCAACAAUAGCAGUGCCAAUAGCAGUUUACGUUGUGACCCCCCACCAGCAGGUCUUGUGUCCUUGUCUGCAAGAGCUCAGCAAUCCUAUCGUCCAGCAAUGCCAUUCAUGGGUGAAGAAGAUUUUGAAGCACCUGUACCCACCGCAUCAUUUUCAUCAUCCACUGUACGCACCAUGAUCCCUGCAGAUGAAUACAUUGGCCCUGGUGGUGGCGCUUCCAUUGUGGAUAAUCCUCCUGCUGGUGGUGGUGGUAGUAGCAACAAUGGAUCCUUUAGUCGAAGCAAUCCCAUCAAUCAACGGCAGCAGCAACAAGCUAAACCUGUUCCACCUACAUCAUCCAAGCCAAAUCCUACUAGUAGCAGUGUACGAUCCUCAUCACCUACAAAAGAAACGACACAAAAAGAGGCUGCACCAUCACCAUCACCCAAACGAGAAAAUACACAACAAGCGUAUACUACAAUGCGUGGUGGAAAACGAACACGAGGAUCUAUCCCUUGGUUACCUGAAUCAGCAGCAGCAACAGCAACAACUUCUACCAACACCGACAAAAAGACACCAGCACAAAAGGAACGUGAUCGUUAUCUCAAGUCGUUGAAAUAA
This is a messenger RNA of Lichtheimia ornata, 2730 nucleotides long. RefSeq lists its product as uncharacterized. The record is from RefSeq and is a predicted model, not a curated record. Bases 1 to 2730 code for a protein of 909 amino acids. The transcript has 3 exons. Lineage: Eukaryota; Fungi; Mucoromycota; Mucoromycetes; Mucorales; Lichtheimiaceae.